This is a messenger RNA of Fonsecaea erecta, 591 nucleotides long. RefSeq lists its product as hypothetical. Gene Ontology annotation, molecular function: FMN binding; riboflavin reductase (NADPH) activity. NCBI's taxonomy places the organism in Eukaryota, Fungi, Ascomycota, Eurotiomycetes, Chaetothyriales, Herpotrichiellaceae. The transcript has a single exon. The coding region runs from base 1 to 591 and encodes 196 amino acids. The record is from RefSeq and is a predicted model, not a curated record.
AUGCCUCUUCGAGAGAGAGUCAAAGGUUUGAUGCGCCAUGUGCCCCAUCCUGUCGCCGUCAUCACCUCGACCGACACAUCCGUCAAUGCGAACGGCGAUCCUUCCGCGUGGCGGGGUGCGACGGUAUCUUCAUUCAACACUGUGACACUAGAUCCCACACCAAUUGUUUCUUUCAACAUCAAGCAGCUCUCUUCGACAUACGAGGCCAUCAGGGCGUCGGGCCUUUUCAACGUUCACCUGUUCCUCUGCGACCACAUGGGACAGAAAAUCGCGGAGAAAUUUGCGCGCGGCAACGCGUUUUCACCUUUUCACCGAAAAGAUGGAAGUCUGGCUUCGUUUGCGCGGUGGCGGUCGGAUGCAGCGCCGGCAUUGCGGCCCAAUUCACCCCCGAUCAUCCAGUAUUUCCCCAAGUUCCAGAUACGGUGCCGGCACCUGCCGGACAAGGCAGUGGAGAUUGGAGACCACAUGGUACUUUUUGGCGAAGUUGAGCAUGUGUACGAUAGAUUGGAGGGCGUGGGGGACUCGGAUGUCUGUUUGUACUACGUGAAUGGCCGCUAUGCCCAGGGCCCUCUUGGAUUUACCCACCGGUGA